Dioscorea cayenensis subsp. rotundata (Guinea yam) is the source of this 1209-nucleotide messenger RNA. RefSeq names its product protein SAWADEE HOMEODOMAIN HOMOLOG 2-like. The record is from RefSeq and is a predicted model, not a curated record. Gene Ontology annotation, molecular function: chromatin binding; DNA binding. The transcript is spliced from 9 exons. The coding region runs from base 114 to 983 and encodes 289 amino acids. Lineage: Eukaryota; Viridiplantae; Streptophyta; Magnoliopsida; Dioscoreales; Dioscoreaceae.
UCUUUUUGUUUUUCCUCCUCGUGUUCUCCGUCUUCCCCCAAUUCAAAGCAAAAGAAACCCUAAUCUUUGUGUCUUUCUUUUUCUCUCGCCAGGCAUUGAGGAUUGGAACUCCAAUGGGUCGGCUUCCGCAUGGCGGAGGUCCUGUCUUCCGCUUCACCUCCGGCGAGGUUGUUGAGAUGGAAAUCAUGUUGCAAGACUUAAACUAUGUAAUUCCUAGUCGAGAGGCUAUAUGCGCCCUUGCAGCAAAGUUCAGUGCUUCUGCGGACCGAGUUGGAAAGAACGUCGUGCAGCCAAAACAGGUGUGGAACUGGUUUCAGAAUAGGAGAUAUGCUCAAAGAACCAAAUUGAUUAAGCCACCUGAAAAAUCAAGCACCACUCCUGUUCCCCAGGAUGAUAUAGUUUCUUCUACAAAUUUAGUUGACUUCUUUUCUUUUCCAUCAGGGUUUAUUUCUCCAGAUACCAUGCAGAUGGAGUUUGAAGCAAAAUCUGCCAGAGAUAAUGCAUGGUAUGAUGUUUCAGCAUUUAUUGGCCUUAGGGUGGGUGAAACAGGUGAUCUGGAAGUUCGAGUUAAUUUUUCGGGCUUUAGUAUCGAAGAAGAUGAGUGGGUCAAUGUGCACAAGUGUGUGAGACAGCGGUCUCUUCCUUGUGAAGCAUCAGAAUGUGUUGUAGUGCUUCCUGGAGAUCUCGUACUAUGUUUUCAGGAAGGUAAAGAACAGGCCCUCUAUUUUGAUGCUCAUGUGCUUGAUGCACAAAGACGAAGACAUGAUGUUCGUGGAUGCCGUUGUAGGUUCUUGGUCCGAUAUGAUCAUGAUCAAUCUGAGGAAAUAGUGCCACUGAGAAAAGUCUGUCGACGUCCUGGGACUGAUUAUCGUCUGCGAGGGAGAACGUUAGGACAUGUUGACCAGCAUGCAAUGGCAAUGGAUUCUACUCUCGCUGCUUUUCCGAAUGAUCCUGAUUUAAAAGCAUGUCAGCCCCGGAGUUAGCGAGCCCUAAUGCACGUUAAACAGUGCAGACAUGGUAGCAAUGUUGAUCAAACCACUAGCCAACUGGUGAAAAUUGGUUGUGGCUUAGGAUAUAUAAGUUAACUUGUGAUUGAAAAAAGAUGAUGUGUUUUUAUCAUAUGUAUUAAUGUAUAUUGUCUAUUAGUUAUGCCCCAUUUUGGUUGUAGACAGUGUAAAAACUCUUUGCUUUUAUGUAUAUAUAUGGAAA